This is a messenger RNA of Paramecium pentaurelia, 1163 nucleotides long. The record is from the annotation of a GenBank genome assembly. Lineage: Eukaryota; Ciliophora; Oligohymenophorea; Peniculida; Parameciidae.
AUGAAAAAUUUAAAAGAUUGUUUAUAAUCAGAAUAAGCUUAUAGGGAAACAAAAGAAUAUAAGGAGAAUAUAGAAAAUGAGUAAAUAUAUUAUUAAUCAUUUUAGCACUACUUUAAGAUAUGUGUUGGAGACAGUUGAAUAAAUACUGUAUAAUAAAUAAUCUGAACCUAUAGAGAUGGUUUUAGGAAUGAGAGUAAAUGUAUUGGUAUGAUUUAGCUGAUCAGUUAAUAAAAGAACUAAUGGAUCUACAUUAUGAGUGUGUAUUGGAUGGAGUAACAAAGAAUUUAAUAUAUUUGAUUGAAGAGAUCAUAAAAAGGGAUUCGAAAAAGAGAGAGAGAGGAAAGUAUUAUUUCAGUGAGAAUCCAGGUAGUUUAAUAUAGAAAAUUAGAUUAAAAAUUGAUGGUUUUGGGGAAUACUUUAGUGAGAUUAUCAUUGGAAAGCAUAUAUGUUUGGAAUUUAUGGCAUCCACAUAAUUCAGUGAUCAGUCAAAUGUAUGGAGAGAUCUAUGGUUUAGAUAUUUAAGAUUGAAAGAGAGUGGAAUAGAGUUUCCUAAGUUACAUUACUUUAAUGCUUAAAAAGUCAGGGAAUAUUAUAUGGAAGUAAAAGAAAGUUCAAAGAAUGGAACCUUAUAUAAAUAAGAGUGUUCAAUAUUAAAUGAAUAAUGUUUUGAUUAAUUAAAGAAGGCAAUAGAGAAAAGUUAAUUUAAUAAUGGGAUAUUACAUGAAAUUAAUGAAGAAUUAAAAUGUAAAAAUUGAAUUAUUUUUAGAGAUUAAAAAUGUUAAUGAAAAUUAGAAACUAUUUAUAGAGAAUUUUGAUAAAGCUUAUUAAGAUUAUUUAAUUAAUAAUUAAUUGGAGUAAUUUAAUAAUUAAAUUCAUUCAAUGUAAAUUUGUAAUUAAAUGUAGUUGUUUAGAAUAUGAUGAAUAUUAAAGUUAUUAAAAUUAAAAUAACUAAUUAUGCAGUUAUUCAACAGAUAAAUAAAGUAAUUAAAUAUCUAGAACUAUUAGUGUAAUUUAAUUCUUAUUUAUUAUAGUCUUAAAAUUCUCAAAAUAAAAGUAAUUAAUCAAUAGAACUAUUGCUCUAAGAAAAUCAAAUAAUCUAAACUCAAAUCUAGAAUUUUGAAAUACACAAAGUCUCUACUAAAAAUCAAGAUUAAUAUUAUUGA